Molecule: messenger RNA, 1452 nt
Organism: Danaus chrysippus (African queen)
Lineage: Eukaryota; Metazoa; Arthropoda; Insecta; Lepidoptera; Nymphalidae
Source: the annotation of a GenBank genome assembly
AUGGUGCUUCUAUUUCUUAAACUCAAUAUCUUAUUUAUAGAAUUGUUGCUGGGGACUCUCCGUACACACCAAAAGGCAGCAUGUGACGAAGAAAUGGUUACUCUCAUUUGUCCUCGAGGAACAACAAUUAGUAUACAAGUAGCCCAGUAUGGAGCAUCGACUUCACAGAGCUCUUGUUCAUCAGAAUUAGCUGAAUACCAACCUGUAGCUGUUGAAGUGGUGGGAGACACUUCGUGCACGUGGCCUAGUGCAUUGCAGUAUUCGUUGUUGCAGACCGUCGUUGAAGCUUGUCAAAAGAAGCGACAGUGUAAAUUUCAUACGAGCCCCAAGGCCUUCGGUGUUGACCCCUGUCCAGGUUCAAGAAGAUUCGUGGAGGUAGCCUACAAAUGCCGACCAUAUGAAUUCAGAAGUAAAGUGGGCUGUGAGAACGACGUGCUUCAUUUGAGCUGUAACCCACACUCAAGGGUUGCGAUAUAUUCGGCGCAGUAUGGGCGGACGGAGUACGACUCAAUACAAUGCCCACAGCCGCGGGGAAUGAAAGAGGAAACAUGCUUAGAGCCAUAUGCUACUGAAACAUCAAUGAGGGAGUGCCAUGGCAAACGUCGAUGUGUUCUUUCAGCAGACAAUAAGAUGUUUGGAAGGCCAUGUCGAACAGGCAGCAGAACAUACCUGAAAGUUGUUUACACUUGUGUGCCCCGGACCGUUUUAAAAGAGAGGUACGAAAGUGCUCCUGAAGAGGAUGAAGUCGCCCACGAUGUUUCAGAUCUGGAACACGACGAUGUUGAUGAGUCUAGUGAUCGCUGGUGGGGAGAAUCUGUGCCUCCAGCACCAGCAGUAGCGGCUGUGCCACCUCACCGUCCUACAUUGCUUACUAAUAUCAGCAGAGACGGAACACCAACAACUCCACCAAAACAGCAUACAUCAAAUGAUGAACAAUUCGAUAUGAUGUACGUCUACGUCAUUGCUGCUGCCACGGGAAUAUGUCUUCUGUGUCUUAUAAUCGGAGUAAUACGAUGUGUGAAGCUUAGGAACAACACAGAUCAAGCUAAAGGACCGGAUGUCUCCGCCUCUACUGACAUCCCUAACGGCUUUAAUGACAGUAUAUCGGAGGUCGAUAAUGACAUAAACAUCACAAGCCUCUCGGGCCCAGUGGACACUGUAGACUCUAGUCUGAAGCAAGACAUGCAAAUUACGAACAUGGCCAACAUGAGUCCAAAAAUCAAUCGAUACGUUGGCAGGCCAGUGCCUAAUACAUAUCCCCACGUGAGUACUAAUAUGUACGGACAGGUUGCGGAGUAUCCCGUUGAAAUGCCUCUUCGAACAAUGCCUCAUGGAACUUUAGGACGUGGUAUGGCGGUAAAAACUUUACCUAGAAUUCAAUUGCAAACAGAAACAGACCCUAAUACUAGGAGUUUAUAUCGUUAUUCAAAUGCGCAAUACUAUUUCGGGUGA